GAAAAAAAAAAAAAAAAAAAAAAAAGCAGCAGCUCCGUAUUGAAUGAAUUGAUGGGCACACUCCAACUACUGGGCUGGAGAGACUGGAUUUGGUCUUGCCAUUUCUGCUUCUUUGAAAAAGGAGACAACUUGGGCUUCCUUUUAAUUUAGUUUUUCUCCUUCUCCCCCACCCCCAACCUCCCCCCUCACCUCCCCCACUCCCCUCUAUCACCACCCCCCUGUUAAAUAAGAGGGUGAAAGGGAACCAGAGCGCACAAGGAAACUGACCCAGGAGGCAGAGAAGAUGGGCAUCCUCAGCGUAGACUUGCUGAUCACACUGCAAAUUCUGCCAGUUUUUUUCUCCAACUGCCUCUUCCUGGCGCUCUAUGACUCGGUCAUUCUCCUCAAGCACGUGGUGCUGCUGCUGAGCCGCUCCAAGUCCACCCGCGGGGAGUGGAGGCGCAUGCUGACCUCAGAGGGAAUGCGCUGCAUCUGGAAGAGCUUCCUCCUUGAUGCCUACAAACAGGUGAAAUUGGGUGAAGAUGCACCCAAUUCCAGUGUGGUGCAUGUCUCCAAUCCCGAAGGAAGCAACAACCAUGGACAUGGUACCCAGGAGAAAACAGUUGAUGGAGCUGAGUGCCACCUUCUGGACUUUGCCAACCCUGAGCGCCCACUGGUGGUCAACUUUGGCUCAGCCACUUGACCUCCUUUCACUAGCCAGCUGCCAGCCUUCAGUAAACUGGUGGAGGAGUUCUCAUCAGUGGCUGAUUUCCUAUUGGUCUACAUUGAUGAGGCUCAUCCUUCAGAUGGUUGGGCAGUACCUGGGGAUUCUUCUUUGUCUUUUGAGGUGAAGAAGCACCAGAACCAGGAAGACCGAUGUGCAGCAGCUCAUCAGCUUCUGGAGCGUUUCUCCUUGCCGCCCCAGUGCCGAGUUGUGGCUGACCGCAUGGACAAUAAUGCCAACGUAGCUUAUGGGGUAGCGUUUGAACGUGUGUGUAUUGUGCAGAGACAGAAAAUUGCUUAUUUAGGAGGGAAGGGCCCCUUCUACUACAACCUUCAAGAAGUCCGGCGUUGGCUGGAGAAGAAUUUCAGCAAGAUGAAAACUAGAUUAGCUGGUUAAAAGUAUGAUUGCAACAGAGCUUUUUAAAUAUAUAUAUAUAUGUGUGUGUGUGUGUGUAAAGAAAAGGAAACUAAGAACUGAAUCCACUGUUUCAACUGAGUCCUAUUAUCUCACUGAAAGACAGGAAUUUACAAGUCAGAAGAGCAUAAACCUCUAACAUCUCAAUAAACUUUCACCACUUAAAUGGCUUUGGGCUCAAGAGUAGCCCCAUCAUUUCUCUUCCUAGUGAAAAGCCCUGAAAUGAAAAGAUCCCAAGAUGGAAAAGAAGAAAUCUUAUUUCAGCAUGUGUUCAGUCUUCCCUGAGAAAGAAGUGAUACAGCUGAUGCAUGCUUUGGGACCCGAAGGAAAGAUUUACCUUAUCAACUACUAUGCUAGGGGUGCUACCAUCAUUGUUAGUAAAGGGUAUUGCUUAGGCUUUCUUCAGCAUGGAUAGAGCCCAACUGGAUAAGUCCUAAAUAUGUACUUAUAAUGAGUCUUCAGACCCAGGCCGUGUGGCUAGGACCUUAGUGUUUAACAUGUUAGAGUACUUUCUGAUGUUCUAAUGCCUAGCCAUGUAAUGCUCUAUGUUGGCCUGAAUAUCCCAGGACUCACAGGUAUAUUUGCAGAUAUCAAGAAUGAUCCCUGCUUGGAGAGUUAGAAUGAUCAUCCGAAAUCUGAUGGCUACUUGCUAGGCAGGUGGGGGGAAGCACUAGAAGAAAAUCCAGUUGACAAGCUAGGAAAAUGAGGCAGAAAACAAUUAGAAGGUUUCAUAGAGCUUCAUCUUGAAACCAUUGAGUGGCACUAAUUUGUUAGCUACAGAAACAUGGGAACAUAACACCAGGCGAGAAAAAGAGGCCCAACCAAUGUAGCAUAGAAAAUAUACAUAUGAAAUCAGUGAAUCUAUCAUAUAUUCCUAGAUAGAGAAUGGCAGAUGGAGAGGGAAAAGACAUAGUUUAAUAUUUUUAUUACUUUUAGAAACAGGUUUUUGGUGUGUAUAUUUUCAACAUGUGAAUUAUACCCCAUAAUACUGGUGAAAGGUAAAACCACUGGGUCCAGUGGUGCUGGUCUGUCCCUCUCCAUAUCCCUACAGUUUUGAUGUGGUCCCACUCAUUCUUGGUCUCAGUCUCUAUGGUAGUGUUCUCUGAAUGCUGAGCUCAGCAAUAUAUAAAUAUAUAUGUAUUCUCAGUGGCUAUGGAAGAUAUGUGCCGUGGCCAUUCAGCUGCAGCAUUGUUUUCCUCCCAAAGUAGGGGAACUAUAAUGAAUGAGAAGUGAGAACAAACAAGGUUUCUUCUGGUACAAAAUAGAGUUAAGAGAAAGUUUGAGACAAUUCCCAUCAGUAAUUUUGGAGGCUUUGAUGUAAGGCAAUCCUCAGUAUCAUGGAACUUGGUAAAAUGGAAUUCCCAUAAAUUUUUGAAUUUGGACUUGGGUCUUCCAAAUUUGUUCCUCUUAGCUGAGUUGUAGUAAUCUAAGAUCUCUAUAGUACAUGAUUAUACAAUUUAUAUAUAUAUAUAUACACACCAUAUUUCUCUUUAAAAUGGAAAUACUAUAGUUUUACUUAUAAGUAAUAUAAUAACUAAUACCCUAACCUCCAAAAGAAUAGACCAACCAAUUUUGUAUCAUACAUUUUCUAUUGUAAAUUCGAGGAUGCUAUCAAAUCACAGUAUAUGGUUAUAUUUUUAUGUACAGUCUAAGACUCUUAUGACCAUUCCAUUAAUAAUUGAAUCAUAAAAUAAAACUGAUAGAAAAAGACAUCUAAAGUUGAAAAUAUCUUCCUGAACUAGUUGCCUGAAAUGAGAAAAAAAGUGGAAACUCAGUGUGCAAGAACCAAAAGUCUAUUUAAAAAAAAAAAAAUGGAGCAACAUAAGUCAUAUCACUUCAUCGUUUAUUGUUUAGAUAUUAAAGCACCAUUUUAACUGAUUGUUUUUAACUGCAACAUUGAAGCUUCCUGGUGUUCUAAAUUCUGCAAAACACACCCACAAAGAAACAAAUCAAAUUUUGAAAAGGCAAUGCUACUGAAUACAUUUCUGGAAAAUCACAUUGAGAAUAGAUUAUUUCUGAGUCCUCAGUUGUUAAACUAUAUAACUCGAGGCUUAUCAGUGGGCCCCACUGAUUUUUAAAUUCAAAAUGGUGUUGAGAUCUGUGUGGUACCCUCGAGAAAAAAAAUGAAGACUUGGUGGCAGCACUCUCUCACUGUUGUCCUCAAACUUCCCCUUUGUUCCACAUGUACAAUAAUGGAACAGGAUGUCAGAGAAGCUGGUGGGGGGAUGAGAUUUGGCUAAGGCAGUCAGUGCUAGGGUCUGGGGAAAAGGAUGAUGGAAAAACUAUCCAGUUGUGAUAUAUUUUUAAAGAAAGAAAAGGUUGCGUGCUGUAAUUCCUCUCCCUGAGGAUAGACCAGUGGAGAAGUGAAACAGGAAGUAAAAAUACAAAGGCAUAGGCUGAAUAUCAGGGAAAAAGUUAUGUUCAGUGGAACAUAGAAGAGUUACUGGAAGAAAGGCUGUUAGGGGCCAAUGGAGAAAGUGAAUUGACAAAGCUCAGGAAUCCUACACUAUGUAGAAUGGCUUGGUGUUAUCAGAGUUAUGAUAAGCCUAUAGUUAUGUAACUUAUUUAUCUCAGCAUAAAAUUUUAUGAUUUCCUGUGAUAUAUCUUUUAUGAACUUAAAAAGAACUCAUUAUUUGAGCUAGAGGAGAUUUAAUGUUUAGGUGGUAUGCUCAGAAAAAUUAUUAGAUUUUCAGUAUCCACCCCACCUAUCCUAUCUUUUAUAAGGUAGGUUCCUUUGAAGAACUGUAAUUCUUAUUCUCACAAAGUGAAAUUUAUAUAUAUAAUUUCAUCAUCUUAGUACCUAACAUUUCCCACCCCCAUAGGCUAUGUUUACAUGAAGCUAUCAGUUUAGCCUUUUAAACUGAGUUAGCUUGUCUAUUAUUGAAAUAGUCUCCAAGCAGUUUUAGGUAUUAUCAUAGCAUCUGGAUUUACUCAAACACUUAGUGUUUGAAAGCCUUAUGUCUUGAAACUAUUCAACAUUUAUUUUAUUGUUUAGGGAAAAUGUUAGUGGAGUCAGUGAUCACUUUCCUGAAUGGGCAUGAAUGAAAUGCCUGUGAAAUAGGGUAGAAGUGUUUGAUACUAAAAUGUAACUGACGUCCUUGGAGGAGGGUAGUAGUGCUGUUCUUGCUUUGUAUAGCUGAAGCGACAGUCAUUUAACUCAUAUGGCUUUUCAUAUUCAUGUUUUGGAUCUCUGGUCCUUUGUCUUCACCCUGUUUAUAGAAUGUACUCCCGAUUUUUGGUAAUAUCAACUUUGAAAUGGCCUAUUGAUUUAGUUAAAUUCUUCUGCCGUCCACCAGGAAAUGUGAGUUCUGUGAUCAAGGAGAGAAGAAAGCCCUGCUGUCUCUCAUUUUGCCUGAAUGUUUUUAAUUUAGGGGGCCCCUGAAUAAAAAUUAUGAAAUGGUGAGGUCAUUCAUGGGUGCUGCCUUGCUGCAUAAAACACCAGAGAAGCAGGUUAAAGACAAUGUCUAUGCAUUUGGGAAAAUUCCUAGCCGGAUACAAGAUGCUCUCAGCAUAUCCUAUGGGCAAUGUUCACAGCAAGAAGAAUGCACUGAUGUACAGAGCUUCCCAUUCUGUAAGUCAUAAGAAGAUAAACAUGGGCAUUUAGUCUACCUAUUUUGGGAAAUAAGUUUAAUGAGUUUGGUUAGAAUCAUAUGGCCAUUGACAAAGGGGAAAAUGUAGGCACCAACUUCUGUCCCAUUCAAGGAUUAACAGACACUUUUACCAGCAUUUAGAGCUUUUUGGAAUAUGCCCGGUGUUAGAUUUCUGAGCAGUGGAGAUUAACACUGAGGCUUUUAAUUCCAGGAGGUUUUUUUUUUUUUUUUAAUGAUAUUGCCAAAAAUCUAAGGUAAAGUGUUUUUAGUUAUAUUCUGACGGUCUCUCUACUUCCUCCUUUAAUCUUGAAAAUAGAAGCUAAACACAGUCUUCCUAUGUAAGUCCAGAAUGGGGCAUAAGUAUCAGCUUCUGCUUAGUGACCAGCACUCUCUUUGUAGUCCUGAGGGCCUCUCUGAGAGAAAGGGAACAGGACCUGGGAGAUCAAGCAAGUAGCUAACUUUAAAGACCCUAAGGGCUUGGGCUGCUGAUCUGGGAAGAUUUGAAAAGAAUUUCCCACCUUUGGAGGAGGACUGAUGAGUGUCAUUGAGUGACUUCAGCAAAACAUUGCUAAAAUGUUUUGUUAAACAUGAGCAAAACAUUGGGCUACUUCCUAAUGCCUUGCAUUCUGGAGAGCACCAGAAGCAAGGUCUCAGACUUAAGAGAUUCAGUUCUGUUCCAAGGCUAAUCUGAACCAAUAGAAAGCAAACAUGUACGGAUAUCCAAACAAUAUUGCUCACGCAAGUUGGGGCUUGCUGCCUAUCUUGGGCAGCAGCUCUGGAGCUCCAGGGAGUUUAUUGCGUAUUUACCGAGGAGACUUCGAAGACCCAGGAGAUGUUUAAUGAAGUCUCUAUUUUGGCUCAAAUCUCCAUCCUUCCCCCAUCCCAAAGCAAAUAGGUAAACACAUAAAUGAAAGAAGCCCACAGAAGGGAGUGAGAAAUAAAUUUUUCCCAAGACUUCUCUAGACCAUGUCACUGGUUGGUGUGGUUUUUCUGUGUCAAGAUUGGAAGAUGUGAAGACAUAAGUAUCCAGUAUUUUAUAACCAAAGCAAUUAAAAGAUAUCGGGGAGGGAAUGUUGGCCAGUUUUGUUUAGUUUUGCAUCACAUUAUCACCAGACGCUAUCACUAGCCCAAGUAAUCGGGCACCCGAAGAGGGAGACGGAGAUGUGCAGAGGUUACCAAUGUGCAAAUGAUAACUACUGACGAAAGAGUCAGUGGCUCAGUUAGUGGUUGGAUGUAGUCACAUUCGUUUGCCUCUGCCCAUCUCUGUCUCCCUAGCAAGGAGACUAUUCGGGGCACAAUGCUAUGAGUCCUGGGUAUAUGUGGUGAGAAUGCGUGUGUGUUUAUCUCUGCUUUUCAGUUGCAGAAACAGAAAUGCUCUGGAGAUUGCCAGUAGAAAGAGUGUAAUUAUAUUGGUGCUGAGUGGUACGUGUGCUUUUAAAUUUGUUCUUGUAUUUUAAUAAACUUUGAAUAAAAGAACAAGGUUA
Molecule: messenger RNA, 6191 nt
Organism: Phacochoerus africanus (Common warthog)
Lineage: Eukaryota; Metazoa; Chordata; Mammalia; Artiodactyla; Suidae
Gene: DIO2
Product: iodothyronine deiodinase 2
Molecular function (GO): thyroxine 5'-deiodinase activity
Source: RefSeq, a predicted model, not a curated record